Molecule: messenger RNA, 2341 nt
Organism: Fragaria vesca subsp. vesca
Lineage: Eukaryota; Viridiplantae; Streptophyta; Magnoliopsida; Rosales; Rosaceae
Exons: 3
Coding region: 311-2065 (584 amino acids)
Source: RefSeq, a predicted model, not a curated record
UCCAAACACGCCCUUACCUCCUUACGUCAUCCUUCCAUCCCUUAUCCUACGCACCCCGUCCCGUUUCUAGGAUCCACAACAUUCCAAACAUUCCCUACCCCCUACACUAACUAAUACUCCCACGUGUCGGCCUAACCUCCUUCCACGUCACCACAGUUCCCUCCCACCUUCUUCCCUCCGCGGUCAGCUUAGUGGCUUUAGCUCUCAGCUUGAUAGCUUUACCACAUUUCCUCACUUUCGCUAGGGUUUGUUAGUUUCUUUUGUUUGCUAUCUGUAUCCCCGUACGGACAACCAACCGACGGCGACGAAGAUGGGGUCGAUCCCCGAUCCCGGCGAGUUGACCGAGUUGACUGCUCCUCCGCCGGCGAGCUUCGACGAGUUCCAGAGGCAGACGUCACUGAUGACGAGCUGUACUCUCCUCUGGAAGGAGCUCUCAGACCACUUCCUAUCCUUGGAGCAGAAUCUCCUCCAGAAAUCGGAGGCGAUCAAGCGCAAAAUCCAGGCCCUAGAGCACGAGACCAAGGAGAGUCUUGACGAGCUGGAGCAGAGAGAGAUCACCAUCAACCUGAGCGUCGAGAUCGCGCUAGUCAAGGUCGAGGAGACCAAGAAGGCCGCGCUCAAGGUCCUGAAGCGGGCCCGCUCCGACGACGAGUACGGCGAGGUGGACAACAGCGAGGGCCUGCUGAUGGAGAUGAAGUCGCUGUGCUUGAAGAUGGAUUCCGGGAGAUUCUGGAGGUUUGUGACCGGGAGGAAAAAGGAGCUGGAAUCUCUGAGGGCGCAGAUGUCUUUGGCCUUGGCGGAGUGCGCGGAUCCGGCGAGGUUUGUGCUGGAGGCGAUCUCGGAGGUGUUUCCGGUGGAUAAGAGGUCGGAGAAGAGUGAUAGGGGGAAUGAUUUGGGCUGGGCUUGUGUUCUGGUGCUGGAAUCGUUGAUUCCGGUGGUGGUUGACCCCAAAAUUGGGAAGUCCAGGCUGUUGGUGACGCCGAGCGUGAAGAAACGCGCCAAGGAGAUUGCGGAGACUUGGAAGAAGAGCUUGGAGGAGAGAGGUGGGAUUGAGAAUGUGAAGACUCCUGAUGUUCAUACAUUCCUGCAGCAUUUGGUGACUUUUGGGAUUGUGAAGGAGGAGGAUGUGGAUUUGUACAGGAAGCUUGUGGUUAGUUCGGCCUGGCGCAAGCAGAUGCCUAAGCUCGCUGUUUUGCUUGGACUGACCAAGAAAAUGCCCGAUAUGAUUGAAGAAUUGAUCAGCAGGGGACAGCAGCUUGAUGCAGUGCAUUUCAUUUAUGAAGUUGGCCUUGUCCACAAGUUUCGUCCUGUUCCUUUGCUGAAAGCUUUCCUGAGAGAUGCGCGGAAGGCCGCAGCUUCUAUUUUGGAAGAUGCCAAUAGUCCUGGGAAAGCUGCGAACUUAGCUGGGCGCAAAGAGCAGUCAGCACUCCGAGCUGUCAUCAAGUGUAUUGAGGAUUACAACCUUGAAGCAGAGUUUCCUCCAGAAAACCUCAAGAAGCGCUUGGAGCAGCUAGACCAAAAGGUGAAACCUGAGAAGAAAAAGCCCGUUGCAGCCCCUGCCAACAAACGUACACGAGCCAACCAUGGAGGUCCCAUGCCUCCGGCCAAAGCUGGGCGCUUGGCAAAUGCAUAUGUUUCUUCUUUCCCUUCUCCUCCUACAUUUGUCCGGUCUCCAUCCCACGCUCAGUAUCCGGUUGGGUUCUCCCCAUACCAUUCCCCACCGACAAUGUAUGGCAGCAGAAGCCCACAGACCAACUCUUAUGGUAGCCCACAGACCAACUCUUAUGGUAGCCCACAGACCAACCCUUAUGGAAGCCCACAGACCAACCCUUACGGAAGCCCUCAGACCAACCCUUAUGGAAGUCCACAAACCAACCCGUAUGCAAGCCCACCAGCCAACCCUUAUGCAUACUCACCGGAAGCAGCCAGCCCUUAUGCAUACUCACCUGAAGCUGCCCCUCCACAACUUGCUGGACCUUACCCAGGAGCUCCCAUGAACUAUCCUGUAUACAGUGCUUAUGGCAAUGGCAUGGCACCAGCUUAUCAGCAGGCUUACUACAGAUAGAUAUGACAACUCUUUGAAGAUGGUAACCACUGAUAUGAUGACUCCUGAAUCUCAUCUACUUUUAUAAUGGCUUGUUUGUAAUCUCUAACCGUUUAAUGGUAGCGAUGUCUGUGUGUUAAUCAUGAAAUUUCUCAUGCUUCUUGCUUUUCACGCGGUGGGAAGUUGUAUUUCUAAUGUUGAUCAAACCUUUAGUACUAGAUGAAUGUGAAAAGUUGUAGGAUGACUUGAAAACAUCAAAUCAAGGUACCACUGCUGUUGUUCAGUUUAGUUGUAGAA